Gaeumannomyces tritici R3-111a-1 is the source of this 951-nucleotide messenger RNA. RefSeq lists its product as hypothetical. The record is from RefSeq and is a predicted model, not a curated record. Bases 1 to 951 code for a protein of 316 amino acids. NCBI's taxonomy places the organism in Eukaryota, Fungi, Ascomycota, Sordariomycetes, Magnaporthales, Magnaporthaceae. The transcript is spliced from 5 exons.
AUGGGUGCAAGUCGCGCACCGCCUGGGCACGAAGGUCUAGGGCUGGAGCUGGAGCUAUCGAAGAAGCUGGGCUGGGCUGGGAGCGAGCUCUCGAGGAAAGGGGAGCGACGUGGAGGGGGCAGGGAAAGGGGGGGUACAAAAAAGAGGCGAGCGGCGACCAGGACGGACGGGCAAAUCAUCAGCAGCGCAGCAGCCUCUGCCGUCGCCUCCCUCGCCAUUCACGGCGGCCAUCACACCCGUCACAUCACUCGACGCACGCCGUGCGCUCUGCCGAGAAUCGAUGGACAGCACAGAUCCUCUCCUCAGCAGGCACCGACCGGCCCCUGGGCUGGGAGGGGGGGCGGGAAGGAGGUGCUGUCACUGGGCGAGGUGGCCAAGUGGUGCGUGGGGCGAGCGAUGGGGGUUGCAGCCGCCGGGUGGAGGAGUUGGGAGGAUCAGCACACCCACGCACCGAGCCAAGAAGCAAACUGGUACCUAGGGGGUGUGGGGAAACGCCCGUGUCGUGGUGUGCGCCGUGUGGGGCGGCGCUGGGUGUUCGUUCGCUCGGGCGACUCACACUUUUGUGCACGUCGCGCUGUCGAGACAGCCCCUCCCGGGGCCGGGAAGGAACGACUGGCUGGGGCCAGGGCUCGAGCAAAGGGCCAGAAGCAAGGGUGGGCAGUGGGCAGCGGGGCAGCGGGCAGCCACCACAACCGAAGUUGCAGCACCAGCGCCCAACUCUCGACUCAACCAUCCACGCCGCCACGGUCUGGAGAUGCCGGAUCGGAGAUGCCACCAAGAACACCACAUGGAUGGAGGGGCGUACGUCUCACGUCUAACGAAUGGGCCGCCAGCUCGGCCGGCCUCCUGUCCAGUCCCGGCUGCCCCGUCUCACCCGCCCCGGGCGUGCCGACCCAAUGGCCCGCCGCCUCAGUGCCACCUGUUGCGGCCGUCCAUGUCAUCGUCCCCUGA